CUUGAUCUUGACCACCUCGACAACUCAACGAGCUGACCAGAGAAACCACCUGACUGCCAAGACAUAUCGCACGAAGCCAAUAUGCAAGUUCCACUACUCCGACUGCAAUGCGGCUGCAACAGCUAUGAAUGGGGCAAGGUUGGCAACGACUCGGCCGCUGCUCGCUAUGCUGCUUCCACUCCAUCGAAUGACUUCUCAGUCCAGCAAGACAAGCCAUAUGCAGAACUAUGGAUGGGCACACACCCUUCCAAUCCGUCAAAAGACCUUUCGACUGGCCGCACGCUUCUUGAUCUGGUGCAAGACAACCAAGCAUUGAUGUCUACGGCCAUCUCCAAACGCUAUGGACAGAAGUUGCCAUUUCUGUUCAAAGUAUUGAGCAUCAAUAAAGCUCUGUCGAUUCAAGCCCACCCAAACAAGAAGCUGGCGGAGCAGCUGCAUGCCCAGGAUCCAGAUCACUACCCCGACGACAACCACAAGCCUGAAAUGACCAUCGCCAUUACACCUUUCGACGGUCUUUGUGGCUUUCGGCCAUUAAGUGAAAUCGCACAUUUUUUGAAGAACGUGCCCACGCUUCGACAGCUCGUCGGCGAGGAGAUUGCCGGCGAUUUUGAGAAGACCAUCGAAGGCCAGGACACCACCGAUGACAGCGAAAAGACCCAGCAGAACAAGAAGGCACUCCAAGCGGCAUUCUCCUCGUUGAUGAACAGCUCCUCAGACGACAUCCAGAAAGCCGCAACGGAACUCAUCUCGCAAGCCAAAUCCGAAGGCUCCAACUUUGCCGGCUCAGGAGUCUCCGCCACCUCUGGCCAAGAACUCGCCGACCUCAUGAUUCGCCUCAACUCCCAAUUCCCCAACGACAUUGGACUCUUCGUCACGUUUUUCCUCAACUACGUCAAACUGUCCGUCGGCGAAGCCAUGUUCCUCAAAGCCGAUGACAUCCAUGCCUACCUCUCCGGAGACAUCAUCGAAUGCAUGGCAUCAUCCGACAACGUCAUCCGCGCCGGUUUCACCCCCAAAUUCAAAGACGUCUCAACACUGACAUCCUGUCUGACGUACUCAUACGCACCCAUCUCCGAACAAAAAAUGGACCCCACCGAUUACGCGUACGUGAAAUUCAACACGACGGCCUACAGUUCCAAUUCCAGCUCCAUCCUCUACGACCCGCCGAUUGAAGAAUUCAGCGUCAUAAAGACGGACAUUAAUGCCUCCGGAGGCAAAGCGACUUUCGAUCCCGUCGAAGGUCCUUCGAUUGUGAUUUGCACCAAGGGCACCGGGAAAAUCAGUGUGGGACCUAAGAGUGAGGAGAUUCGUGAAGGGUUUGUAUACUUUGUGGGCGCCACGGCCGAGUUGGUGAUGGAGAGUACUGGGAGUGAACCAUUGGUGACGUUUAAGGCGUUUUGUGAGUUGGAUGAGAAGACGAGUAAUGGGAAUGGGAAUCUUUAGAUGAGUAUGGUGGUGGUGGUGGUGGUAGUAGUAUUAUAGGUGCUAAGAAGAAGGGGAAGAAGAGGAAGAAGAGGAAGAAGAGGAAGAAGAGGAAGAGGAAGAAGGCGGAAGAAAAAAAACUAGGCAACGACAGAUACGCGAACAACGAACAAUCGAGAAAAUUUCAACAAACAGAAAAAUGGUUGGUUGGUUGGUUGAUUGAUUGUGUGGGGGAAGAUGGAUUGGAAUAGCGGUAGGUAGGUAGUUUGAUAAAGAUGAUUGUAUUUUGUGUUUGGUUGGUUGGUAGGUAUAUCUCUUCUCUAAAACUAGGUAAAAAAGGAAAAUAGCGAAUUUUGCAAUUGUUUGGAAAGUUAGGUAUACACACAUACAGACUCUCCAAAACAAACGAACAAAAAAAAACGCUAGGUUAUGCAAUUACUAUAACAGUCCACGGACCUUUCGCUCAUCCUUCAUUCCGGAAAUGCAGCAAUCGCUCUCAUCUCCUGCUCUCUCUUUCUCUCUUCCCCUCUCGCUCUCUCUCUCACUCUCUCCUUUCCUCUCAUAUCUCCCGUCUCGCGCGCUCGCUCACAUUUAUUAGUACAAGGGUAUGGUAUGGAAAAAUAUGCAAAAGGAAGAUAUGCCGCUCGAGGGUUUUGGUGGGUGGGUGCGAGCGCGCGCGCGGAAAGGUUGGGGCGGUAUCCGAAGAAGCCAAAAUUGGGGUCUUCCGUAUUCGUCGUGUUUGGGUUUCGUGAUUCUCUGGUGUCUUCUUUGGGGGAGGCUGUGCGCGUUUCGCUCGUCUAUAUGUCGAGCUAAACUGAGUCGCAAGCAGUCGGGGGAAUUUGGGGCGUGUCGUGUUCCACCCCCACGAUUAGUGGAGAUAGGUCAUGGAGGUGGGAGAAAGAAGAGGAUUUCAGACAGCUGAGACAGCUCACUUCUGGCUAGGAAGUUUGACGUUGCUGCUGAGCCAUGCAAGACCUUCAAAGAUGCCUUCGCCUGUGGUUGCGCAACUGGGCUCGACUUUCCACGUGUGGUCUCUGGCUAUUCGUUGCAGGUCAAGCAUGUCAGAAACCUCCUUGGGCCUCAUUGCACCUGGGAUAUCCUGCUUAUUGGCAAAGACCAGGAGCAGCGCGUCCUUCAUUUCCCUAUCCUGUAUGAUCCUCGCCAAUUCGCUCCGUGCCUCUUCCAUCCUGUCUCUGUCGUUUGAGUCAAUCACGAAGAUGAGGCCUUGCGUUCCGCUGAAAUAGUGCCUCCACAAUGGACGGAUCUUGUCUUGGCCGCCGACGUCCCAGACGUUGAAUUUGGUGUUCUUAUACGUGACAGUUUCCACAUUGAAGCCAACUGUAGGGAUGGUCGUGACAUCGGUAUCGAGCUUGAGCUUGUAGAGGAUUGUCGUCUUGCCUGCUGCGUCGAGCCCGAGCAUCAACAGGCGCAUUUCUUUUGACCCGAAGAUCUGGUUCAUGAUCUUUGAUAUCUUUUGGCCCAUGGCGGAGAGAGUCUGCGGCACGCCCGCAGAUGCGCGUGCAAGGAGGAUGUGUUAUGCGAAAGAAGGAGGUCAAGAGGUGUUCGCGCGGGCGCUCGAGGGGAAUCGGAGGGAUGUGGUGGUCGUGGUCGUGGUCGUGGUGAUGGCGGCGAUGAUGGUGGUGAAUGGCGCGAGGGGUGGUGAAUGGCGGCGUUGACAGACGAGUCAGGAAAGCCGAGCCUGGGUGAUGAACGAAGUCGUGGAUGUGGGUAUGCGUCGUUUGAGCGAAAGCGUGUGCGAGUGGAUGGGAUGUCUAGGAGGAUAUCAGACGGUAUAGCUGUGCGUGGUCGACAAGCAAGUGGUCGGUGCUUCUUCACGUCUCAUACCACAUGUACUACUACCUCAGGUACAGAUAGGUCAGGUACACAUGUAAUUCUCUUGU
Messenger RNA from Sphaerulina musiva SO2202, 3323 nucleotides. Its product is annotated as mannose-6-phosphate isomerase. The record is from RefSeq and is a predicted model, not a curated record. The coding region runs from base 82 to 1443 and encodes 453 amino acids. Gene Ontology annotation, biological process: carbohydrate metabolic process; GDP-mannose biosynthetic process. Gene Ontology annotation, cellular component: cytosol. Lineage: Eukaryota; Fungi; Ascomycota; Dothideomycetes; Mycosphaerellales; Mycosphaerellaceae. The transcript is spliced from 5 exons. Gene Ontology annotation, molecular function: zinc ion binding; mannose-6-phosphate isomerase activity.